Messenger RNA from Bursaphelenchus okinawaensis, 1906 nucleotides. The record is from the annotation of a GenBank genome assembly. Lineage: Eukaryota; Metazoa; Nematoda; Chromadorea; Rhabditida; Aphelenchoididae.
AUGGUUCGCAAUAAUGAUUGGAGUCGACAGUUUGUAAAGAAAGUUAACGUAAAGGGUAGAGUACAAUGUACAUUCUGUAACAAACAAGUCUCGGACUCUGCCACACGAAUCAAAUCACAUUUGAAAGUAAGUUGUGGAUGUGUACAACUGUACUCAUUUCUUCAGAUAAUAUUUUUUUUAUUGUAAAUAUUUGUUUAUUAUUUAAAAGGCCGGUAUAAAAACCGUGUUUUGCCACUUAAAAUUAAGCUUUAAGUUUUUUUUGAGAUUAAGUGAAUAUGUUGUGGUCAUUGAAGAAUGUUACAGGUGUGUAAAGUGGCGCCUGACAGUGUUCGUGAGCUGAUAAAGAAGUACUUCAAAGAAUAUGAAAGUCGGAAAACCUUACCAUUAUGUGAUUUAUCUUUGGCUCGAACAGCUAAAACAGAUAAAAGACAACGGAUAAAGGUGGAAGAUGUAAACCCGGAUCAUACUCAACAGGUAAGGUAAUGUUUUUGACUGAUAAUUAACGUAUUAGCUGUUGAUGUGUAGAAGAACGUAAGAGAUAUAAAAACCGGUUGAACAUAUUUUCAAUGUUUUUAAAAGGCUUUUAAAAAGAAAAUAUAAUUAUGUUUUAGUGUGAAGAAUCUAACGUAGAAGAACCAGUAAUGCCUCUUGUGGCGACAGUUCUGGCAGAAUAUGAUCAGCAAAUGAGUUCUGAGGCAAUGUCUUUCCCAGGAAUAUCAGAAUCCGAUGAUAAUUAUGACCCAGCGUUUGGAGACAUUUUACAAGCACAAAUACAGCAGGUAUAGCAAACAAUUUUAUAUACUGAAGGCUUUUUUUAAUUUCUGUACAAAACACAAUUCGAACUUUCUUUUGGAUUUUCGAAAAAACAUUUAUUGGGUUUUGGCGUGAAGGAAAGGUCAGAAAAAGAUAGAAAUCACUUUAUUUGUAGUUCUUCUUUUAUGUUAACAUUUAAUUUUAUUCUUUAUUUUUAUUUUUUUGUUUUAUUUUAGUAAAAUAACUGUCAAACUUUUAAAUCUGUACGGUUAACUUUAUGAAUUUGCAAUUUUUGGUUACGUUUUAUGCCUAAAUUUCCUAAAUUUUAUGUUUAUACCUACUUUAGCUGUUGGACAAUAAGAACAUGUCUGAAUAUGGUGAAAGUGAUCCAGAAAUCUUGGAAAAGUUAAUUUCUCACUUCAAAGCUUUGGGAGAUCCGAAGAACAAAAGAUUCAAUCGAGUUGCUGGAAAGGUAUGUUAUUUAUCUUUUGUCUUGCUUUUAGGUGUAAAAUGUAGCCACGUCUUUUUCUAAAUUUAUUAUUUUUGGUCAAGAAAGAAAGAGUGUUUUGAUUAAACUAGAACUAGUUUAUUGGAGAAUGUUAAUUAACAUAAUAUUGAACUUUGUUGUAAAUAAAAACGUACUUUAGUUAAGAAAAAUUGUUUUUAGGUAAUUCCAGUAUUUGCAACGCGAGAAAAGGCAAUUUAUCACCUAACAUUGGAAGAAGAACAUCUAAACUCAAAAGGAUCUCUUCAUGGAGGACAAACUGCCGCUUUGGUUGAUAUUCUAACAGCCAGGGCUGUAGGAGUGCCAAAGGGAGAUGCUGAAGCAAGUGGUACUGUUUCUGUGGAGCUGUCUGUUAGGUAAGGGUUAAUUUCGGUCAUUAGAAUAAAUAAUAUUAUAUAAAAACUUUUAAAAAGUUAAUUUUAAGGUUAGUUUGUUGAUGAUGGGUGUAAUAAAUAAAAUUCUUUUAAUUUUAGUUACAUGAGAGCGUCAAAACAAGGUGAUUUGUUGGAAAUAGAAGCCCGUGUUGUUAAAGCUGGAGCCAGGGUAGCAUUCACAACGAUCGAGUUUAGAAAGCGCUCGGACAAGUCGGUGAUAGCUAAUGGGAAACAUACUGUAAUGUUUACUAAUCCUCCUGAACGAAAAGCAUAA